CAGAAGCGCUAGUCGCGUGGGUUGUCACCAGGGAACUUUUUGUGUGUUUUCUCUGGAAAUUUGGAUGGUGCGAUAUGUGGCUAAUAUACAGAUCCUACAACUCAUCAUCACCUGCACAGGUGAUUCAACCGCGUGCAUAGCGUAUUGCUCUACAAAUGCAAACAACAGCCUGCGUAUGGGAAUUGUUGGACUUCAGAACAACCCGAUCGAGGCUUCUCAACCAUUCAGAGUGCCGCUAACAGUGACAAAGUGCAACUCCAGCGCGUUACGUAGCACGCACCAACCGGCUCCACGUGCCCACAAGAUGGACUCUCUACGCUUAUUGUCGCCCGAGCUGGCGGAAAAAGCCCGGACGGAACUGAACGAAGUGCCCAGCAGAAUCCCGGAGGAUAUCGCAGUUUUGAAAGCCUGGCUAGCGAAGCAACCCCAUCUAAACCCACGGUGUGACGAUCAGUUUUUGGUAGGUUUUCUACGCGGAUGCAAGUAUAGUUUGGAAAAAACGAAAGAAAAACUGGACACUUACUAUACUGUAAAGUCGGCUAUUCCGGAGUUUUUCGAUAAUCGUGAUCCAGCCGAUGCGAAAAUUCAGGAACAUGCUGCUCUUGGAGUUAAUUUACCUCUUCCGUAUACGAUGGGAGCUGACGGGCCCCGAAUCGUGCUCGUCCGCAUGGGUUCCUAUGAUCCUAGCAAAAACUCCAUUGUCGACAUAAUGAAAGUUUGUUACAUGAUAACUGAUCUCCUAUUAGUGAACGAUGACAUUUCAAUGAUUGCCGGUCACAUGGUAUUGGUCGAUCUCCGAGGGCUGGGUCUAUCCGCGUUGGCUCAGUUCAGCCCAACCCUGAUCAAAAAAAUGACAUCUGUAAUCGAGGGCUUUCCUAUCCGCACCAAAGGAAUUCAUUUCGUAAACCCCUCAUCGGGAUUCGACGCUCUCUAUAGAAUGUUUCAUGGCUUUUUGAGCCAAAAGAUUCAGGAGCGAAUAGCUGUGCAUGACACGUUUGAGGCGUUACAUAAGGUGAUCCCUAAAAAGUAUUUGCCCGAGGAAUACGGAGGUAGUGGCGGAAAGCUGGCAAAUAUCAUCGAAGAUUGCAAGAAUGAACUCGUGGCGUAUCGAGACUUUUUCAUCGAGGAUGCACGCUAUCGGAACGACGAAAGAAAACGACCGGGAAGACCAAAAAACGCAAGCACUCUGUUUGGUGUGGACGGCUCCUUCCGAUCGCUGGACUUCCCACAACUCAUCAUGCCUGAUAUUCGACCGCUCAGCCCUGCGCUUGCACAAAAGGCCAAAGAUGAGCUCAACGAGGUACCAGAACGGCUGGACGAUGACAUCGCGGCAUUGCGUGCAUGGCUUGCCAAGUGUCCGCACAUAAAAUCCCGCACGGACGAUCAAUUUCUGGUAGGUUUCCUGAGAGGCUGCAAGCACAGCCUGGAACGGACCAAGGAAAAACUCGAUCUGUACUAUAGCGUACGAACGGCUUUACCGGAACUUAUGCGAAACCGCGAUCCGUUCGAUGAAAAGACGGCAAUCAUUAUGAGAUUGGGAAGUGCUGUUCCGCUGCCCGAAACGGAAACACCGGAUGGGCCUCGCAUUCUGCUCACGGGUGUAAAUGAUCCCGACAAAUUUACCAUCCAGGAGGUAUUCAAAUUCAAUAGUAUGAUGGGUGAGAUCCUGAUGCGAGAGGACGACAAUCUGGGGGUGGCUGGACAGGUCGGAAUUCUCGAUCUGGCAAACACAACGAUGGCCCAUUUCCUACAGUUUAAUCCCACUUUCGUUAAGAAAAUCACAAUGAUGAGCCAGGAAGCUUCACCAAUGCGCAUGAAAGGAUUUCACUACAUAAACACUCCAACAGGGUUCGAAACUGUGUAUAACAUGUUCAAAGGGUUCUUGAAUGAGAAAAAUCGGUCCCGUCUCCACGUGCACGGAAGCAACAUGGAAUCCUUGUAUAAAUACAUCCCUAAGCGUCUACUUCCGGAAGAAUACGGAGGGGAUGCUGGUCCCAUCCAAGCCCUAGUGGAUGAUUGGGCGAAAAAAAUUGAAAGCUAUCGGGAUUACUACAAGGAAGAGGAGCAGUAUGGUACGGAUGAGAAAAAGAGACCAGGCAAACCGAAAAACGCCGACACUCUGUUCGGAAUUGAUGGUUCUUUCCGGAAGCUGGAAGUGGACUGACGCAAUUGCUGUGAUCAAGUAAUAAUUUGGUAUUAUUAGUAGAAAAUAAAAUUGUGGCUUAAGA
Molecule: messenger RNA, 2228 nt
Organism: Wyeomyia smithii (pitcher-plant mosquito)
Lineage: Eukaryota; Metazoa; Arthropoda; Insecta; Diptera; Culicidae
Exons: 6
Coding region: 65-2164 (699 amino acids)
Cellular component (GO): membrane
Molecular function (GO): phosphatidylinositol bisphosphate binding
Source: RefSeq, a predicted model, not a curated record